Messenger RNA from Microcebus murinus (gray mouse lemur), 4123 nucleotides. It is a transcript of the gene GPRIN1, whose product is annotated as G protein regulated inducer of neurite outgrowth 1. The record is from RefSeq and is a predicted model, not a curated record. Gene Ontology annotation, cellular component: plasma membrane. Gene Ontology annotation, biological process: neuron projection development. Lineage: Eukaryota; Metazoa; Chordata; Mammalia; Primates; Cheirogaleidae.
CCGGCCGGAGGCAGCCGAGGCCGCUCGGGCGGCGGCGGGAGCCGGAGCGCAGCGCGCGGAGGAGCGGGAGCGGCGGCACCGCGGGAACCAGACAGUAACCCUGGACUCGAGCGUGGUCAUGCGGGCAGAUGGGCAGUGCUGAAGACCCAGCCUGGCUCCAGCUGCUUCGAAAGGACUCCAGUGCCCCGGGACCCUGGCCCACAGCCCUCUGCUGCCCACAGGAUGGGAGCCUGGGGGAUGGGGGCCCGGCCAUGAAGGACUGCUGCCCCUCCCCGCAAAAGGCCAGCCCUGCACCCCCCAGGCACACCCCUGACCAAAGCCCAGGCAUGGACUCCAGACACAGAAGUCCCGGUGGAGCUGGGGAAGGGGCCUCCUACCCUGAGGGCCCUGGCGGGAGCUUGGCCUGCCCCUCCCCAACCUGUAUCUCUCCCCAGGGGGCAGCCUCCAAGGAGACAUUGGGGGCACAUGGAGCCCCCGUCACAGGGACACUAGAAACCACCUUGUCUGGGAAGCCAGAGCCUGUGUCCUCCGUGAAAACUCAUCCCACAUCCUCAGAGGACAGAAAUCCUGUGUUCUUGGAGAAGACGGAUUCCAAGUCCUCGGAGCAGGCGGCGUCCACAUCCGUGGGAAAGGCAGACACGGGGUCCUCGGGGAAGGCAGAGUCUGCGGUCUGGGGCAAAGGGGGUCCUGGGGCUCCCGGGAAGCCGGACCCUGUGACCCCAGGAAAGGAAGAUCUUGGAUCCUUGGGGACAACAGAUCCUGUGUGCAAGGUGGAUACAAUGUCCCCAAGGAAGGAGGAUCCUGUGUCCUCAGGCAAAGCGGCUUCUGAGUUCCCAAGAAAGGAGGAGCCCAGGUAUUCCAGAAAAGAACCUCCCGUGUCCGCAGAAAAGCCGGGCCCUGCAUCUGUGGGCAAACCAGAUCUCCUGUCCUUGGGAAAGAGAGAGCCUGAGCCUUCAGGACAGUGGGAUCCGACGUCCUUGGGAGACACGGACUCUGCGGGCACGGUAGAGGCAGGGCCUGGGCGGCCGGGGCUGCUGGCUCGCGGGCCGCCGGGCAAUGCCGAGCCUGAACGCCCCGGAGCAGCGGCGCCUGGGGCCUCGGGAAGGGAGGUCCCCGCAGGCUUGGGGACGGCAGGACCGGCGUCUGUGGGAGACGUGGAGACUGCUGCAUCCUCCACAAAAGAGGACGCUGGGUUCCUAGGAACGCCAGAGCCCGACUGCUCAGCCGAGCGGGGCCCCGUGUCUACGGGAACGACAAAACCCGGGUCUGCUGGACACGCAGAUGCCACGUCAAGAAAGACACACCCCGCACCUUCGAAAAACGUGGACCGCCUGUCUUCGGACGAGGUGGGUCCGGCCUGCUUGGGGAAGCCGGAUCCCAGGUCCCCGGGGAAGCCGGAGCCCUCGCCCCCUGGGCAGGCGGAAUGUGUCUCUGUCAGAAAGACAGAGAUGUCGGUGUCCUCAGGCAAAGAGGACCUGGUGUCCUCCAGAAGGGAGGAUCCCACGUCUGUGGGAAAUGUAAAAGCAUUUCCGUCUGAGAAAGAGAAUCCUGGCUCUUCAGGAAAGACAGAGCCUGUGCCCGCAGCCCCGGGGAGCCCCAAGUCCCUGGGGGCGGCAGCGCCCCCGUUGGCAGUGCCAGCGGCGGCAGGGACGGGCGGGAAAGGAGACCCGCUGUGGGGGAAGGCAGGUCCUGUGGCCUCCAGGAAGGUGGGCCCCACAGCCUCGGGGAAGGCUGGUGGCCUGGCCUCGGCGGGCAAGCCGGACCCUGUGGGCAGGGGAAAGGCAGACGCUGUCCCCUCUGGGGACCUGGACUCCUCCAUGUCUGCAGGUACAGUCGUCUCCGCUGCUCCAGGAAAAGCAGCCCUGGUGUCCUCGGGGAAGGCGGAUCCAGUGUCCUCGGGGACAGCAGGAGCCAGCCCAGGGGGGAAGGGGGCUGCUCUGCCGCUGGAGGAGGAGAACCCUGCGAGCCCCACAGGAGAUCCCCGGGCCUCCGGGGCGGCAGAGCCCAGGUCUGGGGCCGCAGCAGAAAGGAAGCUCCCUGCGCAAGAGGCUGCAGCGUCCAGAGGAGCAGAGGCUGUGUCUCUGCAAAAGGAGCUGCCUCAAGCUGCAGAGAAGGUGGAUCCUGGAUCCUCAAGCAGAGCAGACACCGGUGCCCCUGGGAAGGGAGAGCCAGGCUCCCCGGGGCAGGCUGACUCUGCAUCUCCCAGAAAAACAGAGCCCCAGUCCUUGGGCAGGGUGGCUCCCCUGAGUCUGGCCAGGUCCAUCCCCUCCUCCAGGCAGUCCGAUGGCAAACCCUGCGGUUCAGCCCUGUCUCCCCAGGGUGCGGGGAGCAGCAAGGACCACGUGGAGCCAGAGCCGGAGCCCGCACCCAGCGCCGCCGCCAAGGCCUCCACCCUGGGCCAGAAGGACCUGGCAGUCGCUGGGGCCGAGCAAACGCCCCGCCCAGAGGCCGCGCCCGGGCAGCGGACUCGGGACAACUUCACCAAGGCGCCGUCGUGGGAAGCGAGCGCCCCGCCCCCUCCGCGCGAGGACGCGGGCACUCAGGCGGGCGCGCAGCCCUGCGUCUCGGUGGCCGUGAGCCCCAUGUCUCCGCAGGACGACGCGGGGGCCCCGGCUUUCAGUUUCCAGGCGGCGCCCCGUGCGCCCAGCCCGGCGCCCGGGCCGCCCUCGCGCCGCGACGCGGGCCUGCAGGUGUCGCUGGGCGCCGCCGAGACGCGCUCCGUGGCCACCGGGCCCAUGACGCCGCAGGCCGCCGCGCCGCCCGCCUUCCCCGAGGUGCGGGUGCGGCCCGGCUCGGCGCUCGCGGCCGCCGUGGCACCCCCGGAGGCAGCCGAGCCCGUGCGCGACGUGAGCUGGGACGAGAAGGGCAUGACGUGGGAGGUGUACGGCGCCUCCAUGGAAGUGGAGGUGCUGGGCAUGGCCAUCCAGAAGCAUCUGGAGCGACAGAUCGAGGAGCACGGCCGCCAAGGGGCGCCCGCGCCGCCGCCCGCCGCCCGAGCGGGCCCGGGGCGCGUGGGCUCGGUGCGCGCCGCGCCCCCCGACGGCGCCAACAAGCGCCCGCCUGGCCUCUUCCGCGCGCUGCUGCAGAGCGUGCGCCGGCCGCGGUGCUGCUCGCGGGCGGGACCCACGGCCGAGUGACCUGCCCCUUUUCCACGCGCAGGUUUCCAAACUUCUCAGGCUCCCUUCCUGGCCCCGGGCCCCUAGGAGGGAUUCCCUCUGCGCGCAGCAGGCCUGAGGGUGGACGGUCUCUAGAGCCCUCUCAUCAUUCCCCAUCUCUCCGGCCGCGCCCCUCCCCAACACACACGAACCCCUCUACCAAGCUCCGUCGCGUCCGUGAGCCCACGAACCCGGCCAGCCCCGAUGCCCUGUUGCCCCUCACAGCCCUCAGCUCGACUCCCUCUGGGAAGGACCUGCUCAGGGUCCUGCUCAGCACCCCACCCCCCACCCCCGAGAGCCGAGCCAGGCUCUUGAGCUGUCCAGACUGGUGCGUUGAGGUCUCCAGUGGGGCCAGGUGCCCCAGCGGGAGCGACUGCAUGCAGACCUAGUGGUGAGUGCUCCAAGUUGUCAUGGUCAGUGCUAGGCCCGAGCGUGCCGGGCUCUGCAUGUGGGCCCCGGGCAGCAUGGCGGUAGGACGGAGCGUGUGAGUGUGUUUCCACGCAGUGGCGGGCCCCAUUGCCGGGGCGUCUCUUGCAUGCUGUUGGUGGUCCUUCCCCAACUCCUGUCCCCCAGCUACGUGGCCCCAUUCCCCAGCCCAUCCCCCGUCCCACUGGGUCACCCGGUUCACAAUUCCCAGAGAGGCCUAAGGCAGCUGCAGGACGGGCCCUGGGGGCUCAGCUGAGACAGGGAAAGGCCAGAGAGUCUCAGACAGGCCUGGCGGUCACAGCCAGCCUUGCGGAGGGUCUUGGGGCCCUGGCAGCCUAGAGGACAGCUGGUCUUGGGUACUGGGGACAGGACAGCGAGCUCAUUCCACAAUCACAGUUGUCCUUAAAGGCCACCCUCCCCAGCCCCUCCUGUGCUGUGAGCCCCAGAAGUCCCUUGUGACCACUCAGUGUCCCUGCCCCUGCAGCCACAGUUUUUGGCUACAAAGUGUCACAGUAUACAUUGGUAAUAAAAUCUUUCCCCAA